UUAACAAGUUUACAAUCCCCGCUAAGCCAGGAGAGCCAACACGGGAUCUUGCCGACUAAGCACCCGGGUUUCUCGCCGAGAAGGCUGCCCAAACUCUGCGAGGCCUGAGCCUCGCGGCUCUGCGCGCCCGACUCUCGGCGUGGACGCGUUCCCGCGCUUUCUGGCGUGAGGGUCAGAGGGCGCGCCGCCGCGCAGGCGCACUGAGCCGAGGCUGCGGCGGCCAUGGGGGAGGCGGGCGGCGCUGAGGAGACCUGCCGGCAUAUGGGAACCAAAGAACAAUUUGUUAAAGUCAGAAAGAAGGACCUGGAACGACUGACAACUGAAGUGAUGCAAAUACGGGACUUCUUACCCAGAAUACUAAACGGGGAAGUGCUGGAAAGCUUCCAGAAAUUAAAGAUUGUAGAAAAAAAUCUGGAAAGGAAAGAGCAAGAGUUAGAGCAACUGAGAAUGGAUUGUGAGCACUUCAAAGCCCGCCUGGAGUCUGUGCAGGAGGACAGCGUGAGAGAGAGGAAGGAGAAACUGGCUCUUCGACAGCAGCUGAAUGAAGCAAAGCAGCAACUCCUGCAGCAGGCAGAGUACUGUACAGGAAUGGGUGCAGCAGCCUGUACCAUUUUGUGGGGUGUCUCCAGCAGUGAGGAAGUGGUCAAAGCCAUUCUGGGAGGAGAUAAAGCUUUGAAGUUUUUCAACAUCACUGGUCAAACAAUGGAGAGUUUUGUGAAGUCACUGGAUGGGGAUGUCAAGGAGCUGGAUUCUGAUGAAAAUCAGUUUGUUUUUGCUUUGGCUGGAAUCGUAACAAAUGUAGCUGCCAUAGCAAGUGGUCGUGAAUUCCUGGUUAACUCAAGUCGGGUGCUCUUGGACACCAUACUGCAGCUUCUGGGAGACUUGAAGCCGGGACAGUGCACCAAACUCAAAGUAUUAAUGCUGAUGUCCCUGUACAACGUGAGCAUCAAUUUGAAAGGCUUGAAGUACAUUAGUGAGAGUCCAGGAUUCAUCCCUUUGUUGUGGUGGCUUCUGAGCGGUAAGGCUGGGCUUUACCUGUGCGUCUCCUUAUACACCUGUUCCCCUGUGGCAGGAGGAGGUC
Messenger RNA from Lipotes vexillifer (Yangtze River dolphin), 1081 nucleotides. RefSeq names its product heat shock transcription factor 2 binding protein (gene HSF2BP). NCBI's taxonomy places the organism in Eukaryota, Metazoa, Chordata, Mammalia, Artiodactyla, Lipotidae. The record is from RefSeq and is a predicted model, not a curated record. Gene Ontology annotation, cellular component: cytosol. The annotation marks the transcript as partial. The transcript has 7 exons.